UAACUUUCAAAGAAAUUUUUCCUCAUACUUGUUAAUGUUUCAGUCCAUUUAAAAGAUAUUGAUGUGUUCAACAUGUGCAAUAUUUACUAAAGUCAUGCCAAGCAAUUUGUUUGUACUACUACUAAUAAACGUUUUCCUAUCGUUUUCCCACAAAACAUAUUUGCUCAAGUAAGUUCUGCUUAUUAUGCAAAUUACCAGCGAAAGAACAUAAACAAGAAAGAUGGCUGCAACGAUAAACGUGAUCAGAAAUAAAACAAGCUGUAAACAUUGCCUUCAAUUUGCUACAACAUGCUAUAAAGAUUUGUUUUCCUUGAACCUAAAGAAGACACUUUAUCUAAAUUCUGCAGCGCGGAAUUUUUCAUUGCGACUUCAAAAGACUUCUUUAAUAAAUAACCAGGUUAAAAUUAAGGAAAAGAAAAUAUUAGAAUGCAAUAUUGUUUGUUUUCAAAAAAAGUUUUCAACAAAAUCAUCAAAUUUGGAAGAAGAUUUGGAAGAUAUAAGACAUCUUUUACACACUAAACUUUCCAGUGAUGAAAGAAUCUCAAGUUCUCAACUUGAAAAUCAUAUGAACAUCUUGGAUGUGCUUCUACGAAAUAGGCUGGAGCCAGUACCAGAAGAAAAAUUAAACAAUGUUACAUCUGAAAUAUCGCCUUCUGAUAUGUAUUCUCUAGCCAGUAGAAUUCUGUUACUUCAACGCACAGUUGGAGAGGAGGCCAGUAUGGUUGCUACACCGUUAUUCAAGAUGGCUGCAUUAGGUGGUGACAAGAAUGCAAAAUACUCCUAUGGACAGCUUUUAUUUCGAGGUGCAGGAGGGUUGGAAGCUGAUCCAAUAAAGGCUGGUACUAUGUUUAGUGAACUUGCUGAAGAAGGCCAUGGAUAUGCACAAUAUGCACUUGCUGGGAUGUACUAUACUGGGUAUGGAGUUGAACAAAGUUUUGAGACAUCCUAUACCUUGUAUCAGGUGUCAGCUGAGAACGGAAUUGUUCAGAGCUAUAAUAACAUAGGUAAAAUGUAUUUACAUGGAAAUGGUAUUGAAAAGGAUGAAAAAAAAGCAUUGGAAUAUUUUGAAAAGGGAGCGGAAGCAGGUGAUGCACAAGCAUGCAUGUCUGUUGCACAUUGCUACUCCAAUGGAAAGGGUAUUGAAGUGAAUUAUGAUCAAGCUUUCACUUACCACAAUAAAGCUGCUGAGCAGGGUUACCCUCCUGGUAUUUACAACAUUGGCACACAUUAUUUUUCUGGUAAAGGAGUUGGUUUAGACAUGAAGAAGGCUGCUGAAUGUUUUCAACAGGCUGCAGAUAUGGGCUUUACUUUAGCUGAGGUGAACCUAGGCAACAUGUAUUACCACGGCUUAGGAGUCGAAAAGAACUUAGCAAAAGCGAAAGAACUCUACCAACGAGCGGCUCCAAACAAUCAUAAUGCACGGUUACUUCUGGAAGAGUUAGAAUUGGAAGAAGCAAAGAAAAAGGGCGAAAAUUGACAGGGAAUGGCAGGAUAAGUGACUUGAGACCUGCUAGAAAUUUUUAUUUCAAGGAUUGUAUUUACUGAUUGAUUGAAACUGUGACGUCAUAACAUUAAUGAACGAAUACUAUGCACUUUUUUUUUGAAAAAAAUAUCGGAUAUUUUAUAA
Hydractinia symbiolongicarpus is the source of this 1627-nucleotide messenger RNA. Its product is annotated as secretory immunoglobulin A-binding protein EsiB-like. The coding region runs from base 221 to 1477 and encodes 418 amino acids. Gene Ontology annotation, biological process: ERAD pathway. The record is from RefSeq and is a predicted model, not a curated record. Gene Ontology annotation, cellular component: endoplasmic reticulum membrane. Gene Ontology annotation, molecular function: protein binding. The transcript has 11 exons. Lineage: Eukaryota; Metazoa; Cnidaria; Hydrozoa; Anthoathecata; Hydractiniidae.